Molecule: messenger RNA, 2555 nt
Organism: Mugil cephalus (flathead mullet)
Lineage: Eukaryota; Metazoa; Chordata; Actinopteri; Mugiliformes; Mugilidae
Product: forkhead box protein P1-B-like
Exons: 17
Coding region: 117-1898 (593 amino acids)
Biological process (GO): regulation of transcription by RNA polymerase II
Cellular component (GO): nucleus
Molecular function (GO): DNA-binding transcription repressor activity, RNA polymerase II-specific; RNA polymerase II cis-regulatory region sequence-specific DNA binding
Source: RefSeq, a predicted model, not a curated record
UAGCAGCUUGCGGCUAGCUGGCUACAGAGGAAGGCACAGCACCGAGGGAUCCUCUUCAGACACCACCCCGAGUCAAAGACUGUCCGCUCGCAUACAGUUCUGUCAGUAAAGUCCAGAUGCAUGAGUCUCGGUCAGAACCGACAAGCCACACCAUUCAAGCUAGUCAGACUGAAAACGGGAAUCAUACUGAGAAUGAGAGUCGACUGAGGAGUGGCCAGACUCCUCCUCCAGAGGCGCCAAGGUGCCCAGACAGACUUUUCAAUGGAGACUAUCAGGUUCCAGUGUCGUUGCCCAUGAUGACCCCACCAGCAGAAGCUCCACAGCAGCUGCAGCAGACACCACAGCAGCAGAUCCUCACUCCUCAGCAGCUCCAAGCCCUGCUCCAGCAGCAGAAAGCACUCAUGUUACACCAGCAACAAAUUCAAGAGGUCUUCAAGAAUCAGCAAGAGCAGCUAAAUAUGCAGCUGCUGCAACAUAAGAAUGCUGGGAUUGUUAGUCAAGAGCUGACGGCCCAGCAGAUUGCCAUCCAGCAGCAGCUGCUUCAGGUGCAGCAGCAGCAUCUUCUCAACCUGCAGAGGCAAGGCCUGCUGUCUGUCCUCCCCACCAGCCCCGCUGCAGCCCCAGGCUGCGAGAAUGGUAGCAUCAUGUCCCCCGGUGGAGACACCCGAGAGUCUUCCAGUCAGAAAUCUACCGCAAACGGCCAUCAAACGCUUCUGAAGAGGAAAGAAAGUGGAUCACUGGAUGAUAACACACAGAACAGCCAUCCUCUGUAUGGAAAUGGCAUGUGUAAAUGGCCUGGCUGUGAGACCGUCUUUGGAGACUUUCAGGCAUUUCUCAAACAUUUAAACAGUGAGCACACACUGGAUGACAAGAGUACAGCACAGUGCCGUGUGCAGAUGCAAGUGGUCCAGCAGUUGGAACUGCAGCUGAAGAAGGAUAAGGAGCGACUGCAAGCUAUGAUGGCUCACCUGAAGUCCUCUGAACCCAAACCUGCAGCCCAGCCUGUGAAUAUGGUGUCUAAUGUAUCAUUCUCCCAGGCAACAUUACCCAAAGGCCCGCCUCCUAUGAGCCUUUCUCAGAGUGCCACAGCACCAUCCACACCCUUGACGCCUCACUCUGAAUCCCCUUCAGUCCUCACUCCCAAUAGCAUGUUCACUGGAACCCCUGUACGCAGGCGAUACAGCCGCUCUGUGAGCCAAGGUAUCGAUAUAAUUGACAAUAAGGAAUUCUACUUGAGCACAGAAGUUAGACCUCCAUUUACAUAUGCUUCUCUCAUAAGACAGGCUAUUUUUGAAUCCCCUCGCACUCAGCUGACAUUAAAUGAAAUCUACAACUGGUUCACAAGAAACUUUGCGUAUUUCCGGCGCAAUGCAGCAACGUGGAAGAAUGCAGUUAGACAUAAUCUAAGUCUCCACAAGUGCUUUGUACGUUUGGAGAACGUGAAGGGAGCUGUGUGGACGGUAGAUGAGAUUGAGUUUCACAGAAGGCGGCCCCAGAAAGCUGCGGGUAAUGGAUCUCUGCUGAAGAACUCCCAGAACCGCCAGACCUUAGCUGGGUCUGCCCUACAGAGUGGUGGUCUAGACAGCAACAACUCUUUCUUCAACCCAGCCUCUAUGGGCAGCAUCCCGUUGCACUCCCUGCCUCAUGUUCUCCAGGAGCAGAUGAAUGGAGCCCUUGCUAAUGGAUCUGGAUACCAAAGUGACAGCAGUGCAACACAGUCCCCUCCACAGGCUUUCAUUAAAGAAGAGCAGGAGGACGAGGAGAUAUGUGAAAACUAUCCCUACGAGUCCCCGGAGAGCACAGACGAGCACGGCCACAGCCCAGAGAUGAACCGAGAUGAAGACAACGGUAGCCCAGAAAGGCCCAACCUUCAUCUUGACCGCGUGCCUUCUCUCUGACUGUGAGGUUCUCCGCUACAAGGCCGCCUCACUCCCAGUCUGUGUCAUAUUCCAAAAACCACAGCUCUAUUUACGUAACCAAACAUUCUGUUCUUGGGGAAUUUUCAUUCUGGUAUUUAUCAGCAUUUGUUUUUUUGUUGUUUUUUUUUUUUUCCCAGUUCUUUUUGUACAGUUGAGUGAGAUCACAAAAACACAUCUGUGAAACUGUCUGUGAUUUUUCUUAUUUUGAUAUAUCUCUACACAAAAGGACCAUGACGAGCAGAAAAGCCAAAGGUUAGGGAACAGCGAUAAUUAGCACUUAACGGUGAAAGUUUGCCCCCUCUUCGUAGCUACUUUAUGCUAUGCUGAGGUCACACUACCUGAUUUUAUUUUAGUAGUCAUGACAAUUUCUAGGAGAUGUUUUAAAAAAGACGUUGCUUUAAAGAUAAAAAUGUUCACUGCCAACACGAUCUGAUAUAUUUGUAUUUAAGGUAUAAACAGUUGAUCAAAAGAGAAUACGUAGCUUCUUUAUACUUGCUGGUCUUUUCCACCCUUUCCAUGAACAUUGCUGAAUUUUGCUCGAACUGAGCUUGUAAGAGUAGAUACUAUAGAUUUACCAUUAUUGUAAACAAAUGCAUCUCUAUGAAUAAUAAAUUCCUCAUGAUAUAUGUGAACAAA